AUGUUCCAUAAGAAUCGGGACAAGAGCAAGUGGUGUGAUUUUCAUGGGGAUCACGCCCAUCUAACUGAAGAUUGCAGACACUUGAAGGAUAACCUAGAAGACUUGAUAAGAAGGGGUUACUUCAGUAAGUAUAAAGCUCAGACCAAAGAGGGCGAUUUGGUGAAGCCGACAAAUCGUAAUGUUCAGUCUCGGAUCAGCGAGAUUCAUGUCAUUAGCGGAGGUCCCAUUCAUGGAGGAAGUAUUAAUGGUGCAAAGGCGACCUUGAAGGAAUUCAGGCAUCAUGUCAAUUUCAAUGCAAGUCUGCCAUGGAAGAAUCCGCCAGCAAUGCCAGCAAUGUCAUUUACAAUUGAGGACGCUAAGCAUGUCGUUUAUCCCCAUGACGACCCACUGGUAGUAACAAUGAAGAUCUCAAAUUGCCUAGUUCACCGAAUUUUAGUGGACGGAGGCAGUUCUGCAAACAUUAUAUACUUGUCAACAUUUGAAAAACUCAUGAUUGGCCGGGAGUAUUUGAAGCUGGUCAGAUAUCCGGUCAUCGGGUUCACGGGGGCAUCAGUGGUGCUAGAAGGAUUGAUCUCCCUCCUACUGCGCAUUGGAGAAAAUGGUACAGCCAGAGAUGUUAUGGCUGAAUUCCUAGUGGUGGAUGUUCCGGGAGCAUAUAAUGCCAUCAUAGGGUGUCCUUUCAUUCAUGACGUCCAGGGUGUCGUCUCCACUUACCAUCUGACGAUGAUGUAUGUUUCCAAUGGCGGAUCAACAUCAAGGUUGAAGGGCAACCAGGAGAUGGCAAGGUCAUGCUAUUUGACAACACUGAAGCAGCCCGCCAGGAGAUUUCCAGUAGAGAACCCUGACCCGCCAUCAAGGAAGCAAAGGAGGGCCUAG
This is a messenger RNA of Beta vulgaris subsp. vulgaris (sugar beet), 876 nucleotides long. RefSeq lists its product as uncharacterized. The coding region runs from base 1 to 876 and encodes 291 amino acids. The record is from RefSeq and is a predicted model, not a curated record. The transcript has a single exon. NCBI's taxonomy places the organism in Eukaryota, Viridiplantae, Streptophyta, Magnoliopsida, Caryophyllales, Amaranthaceae.